Messenger RNA from Clonostachys byssicola, 291 nucleotides. The record is from the annotation of a GenBank genome assembly. Lineage: Eukaryota; Fungi; Ascomycota; Sordariomycetes; Hypocreales; Bionectriaceae.
AUGUCCGCACUCCUAGACCAGAAAAAGAAGAAGAAGAGCAGAAAGGGCGGCGGCGGCGAGAACGCACUAGACACUCUGCCCGCACUCGGUGGCCUCGACUCCCUACCGACAAAGGACGUGACCAACACCGCGCAAAAUGCCGUGAGCGGAGUAGCUGGCGCCCUUGGAGGUCUUGGGGGAGGAGGUGGCAAAAGCGAGUCGCUCAAGCUAAGGCUGGACCUGAACCUCGAGAUCGAAAUUCAGCUGAAAGCCAGAAUCCAUGGUGAUUUGGAAUUAUCGUUACUGAACUGA